UUGCUAUUUGUAGAUCUCCCCUUAGCAUAUAACUCAUGUACAACAGCAUCUCUUGCCAUCUGGAACCUUGGUAAUCUAUUGGGCUGCAGUCUUAUUUUGAGAAAUGAAUCCAACCGCCACCAUGUCAAGCAAAAGGGCAAAGACCAAGACCACAAAGAAGCGCCCUCAGCGUGCCACUUCCAAUGUUUUUGCUAUGUUUGAUCAGUCACAGAUUCAAGAAUUCAAGGAGGCAUUCAACAUGAUUGAUCAAAACAGAGAUGGUUUCAUUGACAAAGAAGACCUGCAUGAUAUGCUUGCUUCACUUGGGAAGAAUCCAACUGAUGAAUACCUAGAUGCUAUGAUGAAUGAGGCUCCAGGACCAAUAAACUUCACAAUGUUUCUCACAAUGUUUGGAGAGAAAUUAAAUGGCACUGAUCCAGAAGAUGUAAUCAGGAAUGCCUUUGCUUGCUUUGAUGAAGAAGCAACAGGUUUCAUUCAAGAAGACUACCUGAGAGAAUUGCUGACAACAAUGGGAGACAGGUUUACAGAUGAAGAAGUAGAUGAGCUCUUCAGAGAGGCACCAAUUGACAAAAAGGGCAAUUUCAACUACAUUGAGUUCACACGCAUCCUUAAACAUGGAGCAAAAGACAAAGAUGACUAAAAUAGAACUCUUGCCUCUGCCAUUUUCUUUAGAUCUCACCUGCAGUUAUCUUUGAGGGGUUUUUUCCUGGUAGGACCUGUUGCAUGCAUUUAGCUUUACAGCUUUUGCCUUUCUUGAUGUAUUUAUCUAUACCAGGCAUUCUGGCACAUCUUGCACCUGUAUAAUCAGGUUGGCAAUGGGGAUUGUAGUUGUGAGGGAGCUGGAGGAUAAAAUCAAUGACUCUGAAGGCCCAGGAAAAACGUCUCAAUGUUUCUGGUUUAGCUGGAUUUUUACAUUUUGUAAUAAUGCCAUUUUGAAAUAAGAUUGCUAUAUCAAUAAAAUACCUCAAAUGCUG
This is a messenger RNA of Lacerta agilis (Sand lizard), 974 nucleotides long. RefSeq names its product myosin regulatory light chain 2, smooth muscle minor isoform. The transcript has 4 exons. Lineage: Eukaryota; Metazoa; Chordata; Lepidosauria; Squamata; Lacertidae. Gene Ontology annotation, cellular component: cytoplasm. Gene Ontology annotation, molecular function: calcium ion binding. The record is from RefSeq and is a predicted model, not a curated record. The coding region runs from base 104 to 640 and encodes 178 amino acids.